Fundulus heteroclitus (mummichog) is the source of this 1485-nucleotide messenger RNA. RefSeq names its product mitochondrial carrier homolog 2 (gene mtch2). Gene Ontology annotation, biological process: positive regulation of apoptotic process. Lineage: Eukaryota; Metazoa; Chordata; Actinopteri; Cyprinodontiformes; Fundulidae. The transcript has 13 exons. Gene Ontology annotation, cellular component: membrane; mitochondrion. The record is from RefSeq and is a predicted model, not a curated record. The coding region runs from base 55 to 960 and encodes 301 amino acids.
GAAGAAGUGGAAUACGACGACGAAGAAGAAGAAGAGUCUACUGUCUCUGCAGAAAUGGCGGACACGUUCGGACAGGUCGUGCUGGGGGCAGGGCUCACCGUCCUUUCUCAUCCCCUGAUGUACAUUAAAGUGCUUAUCCAGGUUGGACACGAGCCGCUGCCUCCCACUCUGGGCCGGAACCUGUUCGGCAGGCAGGUCCAGCAGCUGCCAGGCCUUUUUGCGUAUGCCAAACACAUCAUUAAAAUUGAUGGAAGAAGCGGCCUCUACAACGGCCUCGGUCCAAGGCUCUGUGCUGGAGCUAUCGGUACAGUUGUGCACAGCAAUGUUCUGCAGAAAUGUCAGGAAAAGGGCAAACCUCAGCUACUGGGUGGCCAGCAGAAACCUGCUGAAGGCUCUCUAGAACAUGUUGUUAAUGAGACGACCAAAGAGAUGAUCGCCCGUUCUUGUGCCAGCAUCAUCACACAUCCGUUUCACGUGAUCACUUUGAGAUGUAUGGUUCAGUUCAUUGGGAGAGAAACAAAAUACAGUGGCGUGUUUAGUUCUAUCGUCACAGUCUACAGAGAAGAAGGUGUUUGGGGCUUCUUUGCUGGUUUGAUCCCUCGCCUGCUGGCUGACGUCCUGUCUUUGUGGAUCUGUAACCUUCUGGCUCACGCCUUCAACACGUAUGCCAUCGAUGACUCGAUGAGUCACACCGGAGAGAUCAAGAACUGCUCCCAGGCGGUGACAGGGUUCUUUGCCAGUAUGCUCACAUACCCUUUUCUUUUGGUGUCCCACCUCAUGGCUGUCAAUAACUGUGGGCUGGCUGGAGGCCUGCCUCCCUAUGCAUCUGUAUAUCCAACCUGGGUGGACUGCUGGAGGCACCUCAGCAGGGAGGGGAACAUGGGAAGAGGCAACAGUUUGUUUUUCCGGAAGCUUCCAGCUGGAAAGACAUACGCCUUUGACCAGAAGAGAUUUUUUUGAAACCCUAAAGAAAGCUCAGCUCGAUUAUAGUUGUAAUAAUAAAAUGAAACAAACAUAAAAAAACUAAAACAAAAACAAUCUGACUAGAAGGCCCAACGGUUGGCACUUAAUCUUUUGUAUGCUCUGGUUUACAGUGGAUUUUUGCUGUCUGUCAUCACAUGAAGUAAUGUGUCCAGUUAGUUUUGGCCAACAUUAUUUAAUAACAGAAGUAAAAGUGGUGGAGUAGAACCAAUUAAUGGAUCAGGUGUUCAAGUCCUGCACGGCCCAAAAACUUUUUUUUUUUUUUUUUUCGCAGUCCUGUGAGUAAAUUCCCCCCCUCUCCCUUCAACGUUUUCUACAGAUUACCUGAUACUGACUUCACUAACAUGAGAUGUGGCAAUUGGGUGAAGAGGCAUGUGAUGUUCUGAAGGGGCCUGGCCUUGUAAAACAGGAAAUGCGUCUAAUUGUAUGUGAAUGGAAAGUUGAGCUGAACCUAGAGGUGCUUGUAUAAACUGGCUGACCCAAAUAAAACCCUUUUUGACCCAG